Scatophagus argus is the source of this 6975-nucleotide messenger RNA. It is a transcript of the gene reck, whose product is annotated as reversion-inducing-cysteine-rich protein with kazal motifs. NCBI's taxonomy places the organism in Eukaryota, Metazoa, Chordata, Actinopteri, Scatophagidae. The coding region runs from base 116 to 2986 and encodes 956 amino acids. Gene Ontology annotation, biological process: blood vessel maturation; sprouting angiogenesis; extracellular matrix organization. Gene Ontology annotation, cellular component: plasma membrane. Gene Ontology annotation, molecular function: protein binding; metalloendopeptidase inhibitor activity. The record is from RefSeq and is a predicted model, not a curated record. The transcript is spliced from 21 exons.
GAGAGAGAGAGAGAGAGAGAGUGAGAGAGUGUUAACUGGGGAUCCAUGGAGCAACUCACAACACCAGUAUUUUCUAUGUCUUCUUGUCCACGAUGCACUUUAGGAUUUCAAUAAGAUGCGUGUGUGUUUCCAGAUAAUCAGUUUCCUCCUUGCCGUAAACUUUUACUGCCAGCCGCUCCAAGCUCAGGAUCCCUCCUGUUGCCACCAUGUUACUGAGUUUUCGCCUUGCAAAGAAGCCUGUGACCAGCUCGCUACUAUAAAGAGUGAGUCUCGUCUAAAGCAUCUCCUGCAGAGGUUACCCAGUUACUGUCCGGAGACGAUGAAUGAGCUUUGGAGGUGCAUCAAUUCAACACUUCCAGGAGUAUCCAAAAAGUCUGAUGGGUGGGUGGGACUUGGCUGCUGUGAGCUAGCUAUCUCAGCUGAGUGUCGCAGAGAAUGCAGACAGGCAUCAUCUAAAAAUGACAUAACAAAAGUAUGCAAAAAGGUCACAGAGAACUCCCUGUACAGCUGCAUCACCAAAAACGAAAUGGGCUCCACAUGCUGCAGCUAUGCAGGACGUCACACCACCUGUAGGGAGUACUGCCAGGCCAUCUUCAGGACUGACUCGACCCCCACCGUGUCCCAGAUCAACGCAGUCAAAGAUUACUGUCAGAGUCACAACACUCAGCUGCUCAGCUGCGUCAGCAACUUCACCAAGUCCUACCCCAUACGCAGCCCUAUAGACAGUCUGUACUGCUGUGACCGGGCGGAGGCCACCCACUGCCAGGUGGCUUGCCGGCGAAUCCUUCGCACCAUGAGCACAGAGCAUGAGAUCAUGGAGGGUUUAAUUGAGGAGUGUGGCUCCCAGCCUCUCCCUCAGGAACCCAUGUGGCAGUGCUUUCUGGGCAGCGCCCACCCUCCUUCUCCACCUGAAGAGGAGACCCCCCAUCCAGCUAAGAUGGACUGCGCCAAGCUACACUGCUGCUCCAAGGCUAACACCUCACUCUGCAGGGACAUGUGUCAGGAGAUCAGCACUAACUGGGGCAGCCAGACAUGGCAGGACUUCGACCAGCUCUGUGAGUACAACCCAGUGGAGACGGAGCUCAUCAACUGCCUGGCCGAUGUCAGGGAGCCCUGUCAGCUGGGCUGUAAGGACCUCACCUACUGCACCAACUUCAACAACAGGCCUACAGAGCUGUUCCGCAGCUGUAAUGUCCAGUCAGACCAAGGCGCCAUGAACGACAUCAAGUUGUGGUCCAAUGGGACGAUCAAGAUGCCUUUCAUGAACAUACCUGUGCUGGACAUCAGGAAGUGUCUGCCGGACAUGUGGAAGGCCGUGGCCUGUUCUCUGCAGAUCAAACCCUGUCACAGCAAGUCCAGAGGGAGUGUCAUAUGCAAGUCAGAUUGUGUGGACAUCCUGACCCAGUGUGGGGACAGGAAACGUUUCCAUGAAGGACAAACCCCAGAGAGGAUCUGUGAGCUGCUGUCGCCUAUUGAUGACCCUGAACGUUGCAUCCCCCUCCACAGAUACCUCACUCCCAGUUCCCUUGGAAACAACAUUGUUGAGGAGGUCAUCCAUCCAUGCAACCCCAAUCCUUGUCCAAGCAACCACUUAUGCCAGGUCAACAGGAAAGGCUGCUUUGAUGAGCUCAACUGUCAGCCAUACCUCUGCAUCCCAGGCUGUAAACUGGGCGAGGCCUCAGAGUUUCUGGUGCAGCAGGACGCUCGUAUCCAGGUGCCAACUCGCACUGGUCCUGCUGGGUGUUAUGAGGUCUGCACCUGCGGUCCCAGUGGUCGUCUGGAAAACUGUGUGGAGAUGCCCUGUGUGGACAUCAACAAGCCCUGCAUCGUAGGAGGACAGAGGAAGAGCCACGGGACGUCUUUCAGGGUGGAAUGUCACGCCUGUUCCUGCUUCGCUGGUGACACCAUCUGCUCCACAAGGGAAUGUCUCAGCUUCGACAGUUCCGAUGAGGACCGCAGACACUUCACCGGUCUUCCCUGUAGUUGUCCGGACCGCUUUGUUCCAGUGUGUGCGUCUAAUGGACGGACUUACCCCAGUGCAUGUGUGGCUCGCUGUUUGGGAUUCAAGGACCACCAGUUUGUCUUUGGCUUGUGCCGCCUCAGUAACCCCUGCGCCAACAAACCCUGCCAGAGAAACCAGAGGUGCAUCCCGAAGUAUCGUGUGUGUCUGAGUGACUCGUCAGACUGCCCGCAGUACGAGUGUGUUGGCCGGCCGGCAGCCUGUGAUAAGAACAGUGUGGAGCCAGCCUGUGACACUGAUGGCCUGUCCCACCCCAGUUUGUGCCACCUGCAGCAGGCUGGGAAAGCCCUGGCCUAUAUGGGCCACUGCCAGGAUGCCUGUAGGAAGCCUCAGCAAGUUUGUGGCCAUAAUGGUGAGACCUACAACACGGUGUGUGACGCCUUCUCUGACCGUGUGGCUGUGGACUACGAGGGCCUCUGCCAUGCUGUGGGGGCCGUGUCUGACGUGGCCCCUGACUCCGCGUGCAGUGUGAUCCCCUGUCCGCCUCUGUCCUCGCCAGGCUGCCGACCUGUCACCCCGCCUGGAGCCUGUUGUCCAAUAUGUGCCAGCAUGCUGCAGAUCCUCUGGAACAAAGAGCAGAUGAACUCUUUCUCUAAGUUGAACAAGAACCAGCCGGUGACGGUCCACGACGUCCUGCAGAUCCUGCGGCUUCACAUCUCAGUGCCACAGUGCGACGUCUUUGGCUACUUGAGCAUCGACCAUGAGCUGGUCGUCCUUAUUGCUCCAGUGGACCUGCAGCCGACACCACUGCAGAUCGAAGCCUGCAGUAAGGAGGCCGAGAAGAUCGAUUCCCUCAUCAACUAUGCCAGCCCCACGCUGGUUUCCCACGUCCCCCUUUCUGCCUUCCUCGCCUCUGAGCUCAAGACUUCCUCCAUCCAGUCGUCCGGGAGCUGUCCUCCCUCACCUCCGCACCCCAGCCUGUGCUUCCUGUUGGGCCUCCUCCUCGCCGCUGCUCUAAAUGUGUAGUAUCCCCACCCAGCCUCUCCCCCCCCACUAACUGUUAAAUGUUCCAAAGUAUCCUCCCCUCUUCCUGGGAUGACAUGGGUGUCAUGAGGUGAGUGAGUUUUGGGCGGUGGUGGAGCAGGAAGUAGAAGCGGCGGUGACGUCUUCCGACAAUCAUUCCUAUUGCCUCACCUGCGCGUCAAACAAUCAAGGAGGUGGAAAAGCUAUUACUAUGGAAAGCUUUUGUGUGAUCAGUGUUAUUCAGUGGAUGAGAUUCUGAAGCGUGAAGUGUGUGUGUGUGUGUAAGUGUGUGUGCAUGUGUGACCUUUAAGAAGCAUUUGACUUCAUACCAGCAGUGUUUACCCAUUAGCCCCAGCAGCAAACUCUCCUCUGACAGCUGUUAAGUGGGAAUGGAAAUUUCAUGACUCGCUCUGUCUUGCUCUGAGGCUUUGUGUGUGUGCGUUUUUGUGCAUUUGUGCAUGUUUGUGUGUGUCCAACUGGAUUUCAGAGGCAGACAAGGACAAAACAUCCUUGUCUGGCAGCACAUCUGUCUGACAGAUUACUUGAAAUUCCCUUGGCCUCACACACUUACGCACACACUCGCGCACAGAGAUCGGCGUCGCCGAGACAGAGCUCUCUGUUCGGCGUGAACCGCUUAAGUGACGCUUCUCCGGCCGCCAGUAAACAAGACUGCACAGUCCGUACCCGAGCGCAUGACGUAUAAACAUGUGUGGCGCAUAUGGACCUAGUGUUUGAACCUCUAACCUCAGCAGUGUUAGUGCCUUGCUCAUGGACCGAGCCAGGGCAGACGAAACUAAUCCACCUUCAAUAGUCGGUUUUUAACUACGGACCAAACGAUUCGUCCAAAAGCCAAUCAAAAAGUUCAAAGAUUAAGAGAGCCCAGGUUCUGUUGUGUCUACAGCAGUGUACUGGAGAGGAGAUGAAACACUGAUCAAGGAUCAGUUAGGUGUCAGUUUCGCCCAAUCACAUCGAGCUUUUCGCCAAAACAAACCUGGUAGCACUUUAUGUGAUCUGGUCUUCACAAAGUGUCAUUAAUCUGUUAGAAUUCCGAGUGUGUUAAAAAGAGCAGUUUAUAGACUGUACCAAUGUUGCACCAUAGCCUGAUCCAACCCUAAGCUACAAGCAAUUUCCAGAGCACAACGUCGCAACUCUUCCCUCCUAAAAUAAUUAACAAGAUAGAAAAUAUGACAGAAUAUGUUGCGAUGUCACGAAAAUGAAAAACAAAAAACAUUCUAACAGUAUGAAAAGGAAAAUGUGAUUUUUAGGUUGUUUUUGCAUGUUGUUCAGCAGCUGAACUUUAGAGAAUGUCACAGCAUCUUUUAAUCUGGCAAUAGGUUAAGUCCCUGCUGUGUUCAUUAGGCUGAACGCACGUCCAUGUCAACUCUACAAGUUGCUUUUAAAGCUCACUGAAAUGAGGUGAAACCAACAGCUUCCUCACAGGGAUGAAAUCAAUCGUUGAAUGAAAACUGACUGUAUGCUUUGAAAAACACUAAGCAUGUCUGAUUUGUAGUUAAAGGGGUAGUCCGCCACCGUCAUUUAGUGCUGCUCUUCCGUAAAGUCCGACACAGAAAUGGUCAACUUUGACCCACCAGAGACAGAGAUACCCUGAUACCGCUUCCCAUGGUGCAACUUGAAUGACUAUUGCCCCGAUAAACACCAGCAGUCUGUGUCCCUGCUUUAUAACACGGGUUUCUUGCUAAACUUUUACAUUCCUGACUAAAACUCCAACAGGAAACGGCGCACAGCACAAGUGUCAUUGCUAGCUUCACUUAGGUCCAUUUAGUCAUUGAAACACUCACGUUAUGUAAGUAGCAGAUGUUCUUGUGCCCAUUUAUGCGCCAGUGUUGGUGUUAAAAUGAAGCAAGCAUUUAAAGGGUGCAUUAAUCAGAUCAGACUAUACGCCAUUUAACAAACAAAACAGUUCUACGGUGCACAAACAAUCCGUAGCACACGGUCUAAGGAGGUGGAAAGCCCUUGACAUCAUCAGGACUAUUUUCUCGAAGCCACAGAGGACAUACCGUUUCUACAGACUUGAGUCGUACUCCCCUUGACUCGUAGAUUGAUUGAUGCAUAAAACAAAAUCGGGGUAGCGAAACAUGACAAAUGGUUACAUUUCAUCAUGUGGGUUUUAAAUGGGAUUAGGAUGUGCGCUAAAGGAAUCGCAGUCACAUGAACCGGUGUGUUGCUGUGUCGGGAGUGUUAGAGAAACACUGUGGUGGAGUAUCUCAUGAGCACCACUUCUAAUAAAGUGCUACCAGGAUGUUCCCCGAUAACAGGUGAAUGGUCCAUGCUGAUACAAAACAACAGAAAAGCCUGGAUCACCUUUCGCUUUGUGUCAGGCCAGUAGCUCUGAAAAGCAGGAAAAGGGAGGCUUUAUGAACUAGAAGCCAUUUAAUAACAGAAGGACAAUCAGCUAGUCAAUACCCACAGUCCCCUUUGGGUAGAGACAAUUUCCACAGUAUGCCUUGCAUAUAGUGUCUUAUAUGAAGUAAUAAUGAGAAUGCAAUAACUUUAUAUUUGUUAAGAAAUAUCUCUAUAUUUGAUAUGUAUCUGAUAAUGGGAUUCGACGAUGAUUACCUAUGUGCCAUGUUUUUUAAACAAAUAGCUGUUAUUCUUUAUUGCAUGAUGACAAUUAUGAAGUUUUUUGGUCUUUUUUGUUUUUGUUUUUGUUUUUUUUUUUUACUCCAGAAUGUAUUAUAGUGUGUUGUUCCGUCUAUCUGUGUUUGUCUGUCUGCCUAUACAGCACAAUGCGUCCCCGUCUUUUAACAGUAUUACUGUGCUAGGCAGCUCUGUAGCAGGGGGACCUCGCCAUGGCUCCUCCAUCUAUUAUAAUAAUUAUUAUUAUUGUUAUUUUUAUUAUUAUUAAAUUUUAAUGUCACAUUAGGAAAAAAAAACUAAAGAUGAAAGAGCUCACACAUUCAGACUAAAGACUGAAGUUUCCUGCUCCUGAUGAAUUAUUUCUCAGCUAAAAGAGUGGUUUAACAUUUUGGGGAAAUCGUGUGAGAUUGGAAGAUGGAUAUUGAGUGGAUAUCUGUAUGUUCAGUCUAGACUGUCUGUUAGCUUAGCUUAGCUAGCCUGCCCCUGUCCAAAGUUCAAAAAUACAUGUACAAACACCACUUAAGUUGACUACUGAGCACCUUGUAUCUUGUUUAUUUUAUUCACCCAUGCUCGAAGAGAAACAUUAACAAAAAAAAAAAAAAAACCUCUUCAAGGUUGCAAGGUUUUAGAAAUAGAUACUUGUUUGAGUCAUAUCUUGACCAAAGAUUGCAAAGAUUAUAAUUGGCACAGUGAGUUUCAAACUGAGCGAAACUAAACCCACAUGUUCCAAGCAACUGUAUGCAGCCACCAGUGUGCAGUCAUUUCUUAAACUCUGAUAUAGCAGUUAACCCUGAACCCUGAAUGUAGUUAGACCAAAACAUGCCCACUCCUGGCUGUUAAAGUGACACUAACGUUAGGUUGUCGAGGUAACUAGGGGACAAGACAUGCUAAAAUUAGCUGCUUAUGUUCAAAAAGACACUACCCUCUGAACUCUAGAAAUUCUCAGUAUCCUUCACCUCAUCUCACCCUCAGAAAGGAAACUAAUCAAUGAAUUUCUCAAAAUGUUAAACUGCUUAUACAUUAUGAUGAUUUUUGUUUGUUUGUUUGUCACAGCUAGCGUAGCUCUCUGGAAACCAAGAGCAAGUGUAUUUGUACCUUUCAAAGUAAAAGCAGUCUUAUGGAGUGUUAUUGAACCAAUCACCUGUUUGCAUGUAAACCCUCAGGCUUGUUGGAGGAGCUGAGAUGGUUUUUACAUAAUAACACCUGGGACUGUUCACAGUCAUACUGUGUUUUUCAGUCAUAUUGUCAGUUGGUUUUUGUUUGAUACUUCUUACCAAAUUGUCUCGUUUGUCAGGUCCAAUGAGUGUUGUUCUUUCCAUUGUAUUAUCACUGUGUUUGACUUUGUAAAAGUGCCAUGGAUUUAAAAAAAAAAAAACAAACAAAAAAAAAAACAG